CUGGGGCGGCAGGGCCAUUUAAGCCAAGUCGGGGGGCACUGAAGAGCCGGGCGGCAGGGGCUGGGAGAUACCCUGCCGCCCGAUUGCGUAUUGAUUCAAAGGUAGCAGCAGUAGCAGCCGCGGAGGCGGGGGAAUGAAGCGGGCGGCAGGGAGGUAUGCCGCCCGCUUACUUCAAGAAAUAUGGCGGCAUUCUUGAGGGGUAACGGUUGGGAGAAUGAGAAUGAGGGAAAGGCUCACAGAGGAUUCAAACAGAAGAAGAGGAAUGGAUCUCCUGCUUCUAAGCAUGGUGAACUGCAUACACUCACAAUCAAGGGUGGAAAGGAGAUGGUAGUAGAGAAAACUUUUCAUCCUUUCAACAGGAAGGUCUUCAGUUCUGCAUCCAGCCUUGAGCCUCGGAGGGAAAAGCAUACAGAAGAGAAACCAUACCAAUGCUUGGAAUGUGGGAAAAGCUUCAGCAAGAAAGGAAUUCUCAUUCAACAUGAAAGAAUCCACACAGGAGAGAAAACAAACAAAUGCUUGGAGUGCAGAAAGAACAUCAGUCAAAGUGCACAUCUCACUUUACAUCAAAGGAUUAACACCAGAGAGAAACCAUAUAGAUGCUUGGAGUGUGGAAAGUGCUUCAGUGUCAGUGCAAGCCUGAUUUCACACCAACGUAUUCACACAGGUGAUAAACUAUUUAAAUGUCUGGUGUGUGGAGAGAGCUUCAGCACCAGCACAAACCUGACUUCACAUCACACAGGAGAGAAACCAUAUACAUGCUUAGAGUGUGGAAAGAUACUACACAAACCUAAUUUCUCAUCAGAAGCUUCACGCUGGAGAAACCAUAUAAAUCCUUUGAAGUGUUAGAAUAUUGUUGAUUGGAUGCAAUUCUUUAUUCAUCACUGAAGUACCACUUUGCAUGUUGUAUAUCAAUUUCUGGAAAAGAGCUACAUUAAUCUGCUUUGAGGAAAAGAGCCCAAACCACAUCCACCUUAAAAGCUUACAUCUUAUUUGUGGUUUUGAUGUGAACAUGGUUUGUCCCUGGGUCCGCCUCUUAGUCAAUCAAACAGACUCAGUGGGAAUCAUUUAGAGGCUUUUAUUGCUACUGCAGUUUAGCAAUAGGUAAUCAAUGGGCUUACGCUCUCAAACCGCUUACAGUUUGGUUAUAGGUGCAUCUUAAAUUUAUACAAACAAUCUGAAUGAUGCUGACACCCUAGACAUAGUAUACGUGGCAAAAAAAUGGUGGUCUAAGUAUCUAGUACGCAUGCGAAUGAUUCAUUGUUUAUCUGGUGAUUACUCCUUAUUUGGUUAUAUCCUGUUUUCUUAUCUGUCAGCGAAGAACACUGAGAACCUUGUGAGAACCAAGUUUCAUAGACACAAUUUAGUGGAGAGAGAUAAUGACUCCAGUCAUGAGAGGCAGUGAUAUCCCUGAGCUGGGCUGGGGUUACUUUAAGUUAGAAUGUGGUAUUCUGGGCAAACAUGGAGUUUCUUUGGUUUUCUAAACACAUCAGUUUGAGCUUCUAAGGAGUGCAUCUGACAAAAGUAGGGUCUAGCUUAUAAAGGGCAAUACUUCUCUCUUUGGUGCCAGUUCAGCAUUGAAGCACGCAUCCAGUCGUCUUCUCUGAAAAAGUGAUCAUAGCAUCGAUAUUACCUAUUGAUGUUCACCCACUUUAGUUGUUUUUUCGGCCUCUUAUCCCUUCUCUCUUUUUUUAAAGAGAAGUAAAGGGUAUGACCCCACUCCCUCAGAAAGGCAGGCCUCCUCUCUCUAUCACAAAGUAGCAGCAUAAUACUUCGUGAUGGUAUUUGUGGCCUUAAACCAUGGUGACCAUACUCUCCUCCGCCUGCUUGUCUAAGAAUUGUUUCAGCUUUAGCAGCUUCAGUUCAGAGUCGUAUUUGGAUGACCUGCAGAAUAGUUGCUUGGAGGAAACCUCCCCCUAUACUGCCUCAGGAGGGAAAUAUGGAGUCAUACCAGAGGCAUUGCUAGAUGCUGAAAAGAUCUGGGGCCUAGGCCCACGGCCACUCUCCCCUUUUUGAGAAUGAACUCUUUUCAUGUCCCCAAAAGGAAUGCAAAACUCUCUUCUAGUUCUCAAAACCAUUAAAAAUCAGGACCUUUUAAAAAAAUGUCUGGUUUGUUUGGGGCAGGAAAGUGCUCUGGUCCUGGUCACUGGCUCCACUGGUGGGUUGAAAAGAGAGAGGAGGUGAAGAGGGGCAAA
This is a messenger RNA of Hemicordylus capensis (graceful crag lizard), 2192 nucleotides long. RefSeq names its product zinc finger protein ZFP2-like. The transcript is spliced from 2 exons. Gene Ontology annotation, molecular function: RNA polymerase II cis-regulatory region sequence-specific DNA binding; DNA-binding transcription activator activity, RNA polymerase II-specific. NCBI's taxonomy places the organism in Eukaryota, Metazoa, Chordata, Lepidosauria, Squamata, Cordylidae. Gene Ontology annotation, cellular component: nucleus. The record is from RefSeq and is a predicted model, not a curated record. Gene Ontology annotation, biological process: regulation of transcription by RNA polymerase II. Bases 181 to 846 code for a protein of 221 amino acids.